AAGUUGCCGGUUGUUUUGGUAGGCUCUUGUAGGUGGACGUUGUCACGCCGUGCAGUUGUGUAUUUGACUUUGCACGAUGUCAUCACGAGGAGGGAAAAAACGAUCCAAGGCAGUUUCGAAGUCCACAAAAGCUGGCGUGCUUUUUCCGGUAGGCCGAAUAGGUCGCUAUCUCCGGAAAAGCACCCACCACUUCAGGAUCGGUGCCGGUGCUCCAGUUUAUAUGGCUGCUGUAAUCGAGUACCUUACAGCGGAAAUAUUGGAACUGGCUGGAAACGCGGCACGCGACAACAAGAAAAACCGCGUCACGCCGCGGCACAUUCUACUGGCGAUUGCCAACGAUGAUGAGCUGCACCAGCUUCUGCGGGGGGUGACAAUUGCCUCUGGUGGCGUGCUGCCGCGCAUCCAGCCGGAAUUGCUUGUUCGAAAGAAAGGCAACAAGUUUGUGAUGCCCUCACCCAAGCACCAGCCCUCGGCACAUAUGCGAGUGGACAACCCACCCUCCAAAUUACAUCAGGCUGCCACUGCUUCUGUGGCUGCUGCCAAGCCCAUGUCAGCGCCACCGCCGCCAAAGAAAAUUGCGGCCACGGCAGCGAGCAAAAAGCAACUGCCACCGCCCCCAUCAUCGCUUAUCAAGGAGAAGGGCAAAGGGACCAAGGGAAAGGACUCAACUGGUGGAGAGCAGCUGCACUCCUCUGUCACGGUGUUGUCAGAGAAGAAGCUGUUUCUUGGCCAAAAGCUCACUGUGAUCCAAGGAGACAUGGCAAGCGUGAUAGUUGAUGCAGCCAUCCACCCAACCAAUGCAAACUUCUCCCUUGCUGGGGAAGUAGGCCAAGUCCUGGAGAAGGCAGGUGGUAAGGAGUUCCAGCAAGAAGUGAGAGAGUUGCUGGCUUCUCAUGGGCCUUUGGAGACUGCUGGAGUGGCCAUUUGCCCAGGCCACCACUUUCCAGCAAAGCACGUGAUCCACUGCCAUGUACCCACUGGUGCCAAUGCAAUGGAACAUCUUGAGAAGUGUGUGCGCAACUGCCUUGUAAUGGCCGAUGACAAGAACAUCCGUGUCCUUGCCAUCCCACCAUUGGUAUCUCACAACACAUCGCCAUCACAGAAGCAGCUUGCAGCACAGUCAGUGCUGCGGGCCAUCUCCAGCUACUUUGUCAAUAUCAUGGGAAGUUCACUGAAGCAGGUCUACUUUGUCCUGUCUGACAUGGAGAGCAUUGGCAUCUACACCAGUGAGCUGGCAAAGCUGGACUCCUAAAUUGCUGCCAUCAUAGCUCCUGGGGGUGGUCACCAUUUGGUCAGUUUGGAGUUGCCAACAGUGGCACCCCAUUCAGUGGGAACUAAAGAACACUGAAGUCUGCAAAAACA
Molecule: messenger RNA, 1362 nt
Organism: Dermacentor silvarum
Lineage: Eukaryota; Metazoa; Arthropoda; Arachnida; Ixodida; Ixodidae
Product: core histone macro-H2A.1-like
Exons: 8
Coding region: 77-1252 (391 amino acids)
Cellular component (GO): nucleosome
Molecular function (GO): protein heterodimerization activity; DNA binding; structural constituent of chromatin
Source: RefSeq, a predicted model, not a curated record